This is a messenger RNA of Aplysia californica (California sea hare), 2611 nucleotides long. RefSeq names its product SAP30-binding protein. Gene Ontology annotation, cellular component: nucleus. Bases 154 to 1404 code for a protein of 416 amino acids. Gene Ontology annotation, biological process: regulation of DNA-templated transcription. NCBI's taxonomy places the organism in Eukaryota, Metazoa, Mollusca, Gastropoda, Aplysiida, Aplysiidae. The record is from RefSeq and is a predicted model, not a curated record. The transcript is spliced from 11 exons.
GCACUUCCGUACUUCCGUUUGUAAAAACUGUAAACCAAGAUGUGUGCUUGACAAGAUAGAGCGUAGUGUAAAGUACGACAUUGAAACGUUGAACUGUUCUUUGGUCACAAAUUUGGGAUUUUUAACCUCCUCCUUGUUUCAGUUGCUGCAAGGAUGGCUGAGAUGGUGAGAAACGACAGCUCUUCUGUGAUUUCAUCUCUUCAGAUGGAUUAUGGUGAUUCUGAUGAAGAUGAAAACAAUUCGUCUAAGAAUUUGUCUCGAAAUGAAGAAGAGAAAGUGACAGAGAGUAAAGACACACUUGGGGGAGAAGAUGAAAAGAGGACAGAAAGUAGAGACCCAUCUGGCAGCAAUGAGGAAAGAGAAACAAGAAGUGACUUGUCUCAGGGUGCUGCAAGCACAACCACUGAUCAUGUAGCCGGGCUUUCCAGUCAAGAGCCAUUGUCACAAACACAAAUUAACAUUGCUCGGGUAAAUAUUGGUGAUCUUAGUGACAAGGAAGCCGAAGGAACACCGACUGACUUCAUAUCAGAUGAUGAAGACAGUGAUCAUCCCCAUCAGCAUCACCAUCACCAUUCACAUCACCAUCAUGCCUCAGAACCGAAAACCUCAAGUCUUGCAACUGAGCCCAUCAAUACAGAAUCUCCAUCCUCCCUACCAUCGGCAAACGCAGCAAGGAAAGCCAUGCGCCUUGUGUCCUAUGGCCCUGAUGAGGAUGUUGAUGACGACGAAGAUGGGGACUCUGAACAAGAGGAGGAAGCUGAAGCCCAGGAGAGCAAUGACAACAGCCCAGAGGCUCAGACCACAGACACAGCUGCCCUGUCUCGCAGUGUCCAGAACAUGGCCAGCGAUGACAUCAAGAUACCACCAGAACCUCCUGGAAACUGUUCCUUCCAACUUCAGAGAAAGAUUGAAGACAUGUAUGACAGAAUGAGGAAAGAAGGCCUGGACCUGAACAGAGUCAUUCAGAGCAAGAAAAACUUCCGCAAUCCCAGCAUCUACGAAAAGUUGAUAGAGUUCUGUCACAUAGAUGAGAAAGGCACAAAUUUCCCCCCGGAAAUCUACGACCCACACUUAUGGGGUAAAGAGUCUUUCUUCGAUGAGUUAGACAAAGUUCAAAGGAAAGACAUGGAAAGAAGGGAAAAAGAAAAGAGAGAGAAAACAAAGAUUGAGUUUGUCACGGGUACCAAGAAAGCUUCGUCAAUGUCCGACAUCUCUGGGAUGCCAGACGAGAAAAAAAGGAAGACCAAAUGGGACGCUCAGCCUGGUGGAGUGUCAGCGGGCGUUGUCAAGGCCCCGGGUGUGCAGGGGCCAGGAGUGGUCAACUUGACAGCCACCGCCACGGGGACCAAAGCUACGGUGAUUUCUGCAGUUGGAUCAUUGUCAAAGAAACCUACGGGGAAGUGACCAUCUGUUGCCUCCUGUCUCCUGGCCUGUUUGUUGCUGCUCCCAGUAUGAUGUGCCGCCUGAGUUGUAGAGCAGGUCUCAGUCAUAACACAGUUGCUGAAGUCUUUUUUGGGUUUGUUUUUUUUUGGUUUUUUUGAGAGACCAGUUGUUCAGUCAUUGUCAAGUGUGUAUGAGUAAAAUUAUUUUGUAUAUCCAAUGACUGUUCAUUCUAGUGUUACUGUGUAUGUAAAUGUGAGUGCGUGGGUGUGGGUGUGUGUGUGUGCGCGGACGAGUGCGUGAAUGUAUUUAUCAUGCCACAGUAAAUUUCUCUUUGUUGAAAUCAAUAAAAUGUUAUCUUUUAUCUCGUCUUAUCUUAUCUUUAAAGAACAGUGCCUAACUGGGUCAGCCUUCUGGCUUUAGCGAAAGUGGAAAUGUCUCAAAAGUAGGAUUUUAGUACAAAAAAACAAAAUCCUGCCACACAGAGGAUCUGAAAUAAGUAAAAAGCAUUCUUACCAUACCAAUCACUUGAAUGACUUGAUACAUCACACAAGAAAUGAGCGGCGCAAUUGUGUUAUAACUGUGAUGAUGUGGGGUUGUUUGGUUGGUGGUGGUAGGCCUUACAUUGUGGUCUGCUGCUUCUACUUCUUGUCCAUGUUACUCUUGUCCUGUCCUCAUUUGUCUCUUGGUAAAAUGGAUGUAAAUUAUUUGGACUUGUCAGUGUUAACAAAUCUACAAGAGGGAAUUCAGUGUUGUGAGGAGCAGAGAAGGAGUGGGGGAAAUGCUUUGGAGACUUUAUUUUUCAAGCUGGUAACAGCACGGGGGGUUGGAUUCUCUUUUCAUAUUUCCCUAGAGGCUGAGAAUAUUUUAGAGUGUUCUGGGGUGUGCUGGGGUAAUAAUAGUUGUAAAGCUGUAGAGAAUGGACAUGUGCUGUAUAAAUAAUACAGCUAUUAUUAUUAUUAUUAUUACUUUUACUAUUAGAUUUUUAAUGCUGUUGUUAUUAUGAAGAGAGAUCAGCAGGGACCAUGUGGAGGAUUCUGAAUAGGCCAUGUACUGAUGGAUGAAAAACUGGACGGGUGCUGAAAUUGUUGAAAGAAGUACCUGUGGGAGGAAUUCUCCUCUCAUAUAUAAGUGCUUGAUGGACAAAGUGAAAUAAAAAGUGUGUACAAAUUGUUUUGCUGGUAGUGAAAGCCUGAAUUUCAUUGUCUUGGCAAUAAAUAUUUUCAUGUAA